AUGGCCGCGCUCCUCUUCUGGGGCAUUCUCCUGGCGUGCUGUGCCCGCUGCCAGGCGCUGCCCGUGGAGCCGGGCGCUGCGCCCUCCUGCCCGCCCCAGUGCCACUGCGAGCAGGACGGCAUCACGCUCUCGGUGGAUUGCUCCGAGCUGGGGCUCUCGGAGCUCCCUGCCAGCCUGAGCCCUCUCACCGCUUACCUAGACCUGAGCAUGAACAACAUCAGCCAGCUGCAGCCCCACGCGCUCCGACACCUGCGCUUCCUGGAGGAGCUACGCCUCUCUGGAAACCAGAUCUCCAAGAUCCCAGGGGAAGCUUUCUCUGGCCUCUACAGCCUGAAGAUUCUGAUGUUGCAGAACAAUCAGCUGAGCCGCAUCCCUGCAGAGGCACUGAGAGAUCUUCCAAAUCUCCAAUCUCUCCGCCUGGAUGCAAACCUCAUCUCCGUGGUGCCCGACAGGAGCUUUGAGGGGCUGCUCUCCUUGCGUCACCUGUGGCUGGACGAUAACGCCCUGACGGAGAUCCCCGUGCGAGCCCUGAACCACCUGCCAGCGCUGCAGGCCAUGACCCUGGCCCUCAACCAGAUCUGGCACAUCCCCGAUUUCGCCUUCCAGAACCUCAGCAGCCUCGUGGUGCUGCACCUGCACAACAACCGGAUCCAAAGCCUGGGAGCCAACGGCUUUGAUGGGCUGCACAGCCUGGAAACCCUGGAUCUGAACUACAACGAGCUGCUGGAAUUCCCCGGGGCUAUCAGGACACUGGGCCGGCUGCAGGAGCUUGGUUUUCACAACAACAACAUCAAAGCUAUUCCGGAGAACGCAUUCGUUGGGAAUCCCCUCCUCCAAACAAUCCAUUUUUAUGACAAUCCCAUCCAGUUUGUUGGACAGUCUGCUUUCCAGUACCUGCCAAAACUCCACACUCUGUCACUCAAUGGAGCCACGGACAUCAGGGAAUUCCCGGACCUUAAAGGCACCACCAGCCUAGAAGUUUUGACCUUGACCCGAGCAGGAAUCCAUUUCCUCCCCAGAAGGAUGUGCCAGCAGCUGCCCAGCCUCCGAGUCCUAGAGCUGUCACACAACCAAAUUGAAGAGCUGCCCAGUUUCCACCGGUGCCAGCAGCUGGAGGAGCUGGGUCUCCAGCACAAUAAGAUCCAGGAGAUUCGAGCAGACACCUUUGUGCAGCUGAUGGCCCUGCGCUCCAUAGACCUGAGCUGGAAUUACAUCCAGUUUAUUCACCCAGAAGCCUUUGUGACCCUGCACUCCCUCACCAAGCUGGACUUGACUGACAACCAGCUGGUCACGCUGCCCCUGGAUGGUCUGGCUGGACUGACCCAUCUGAAGCUCCAAGGCAACCCAGCUCUCUCUGAGCCCUUCACCAAGGAGAACUUCCCCAAAAUGAGAGUCCUGGAGGUGCCCUACGCCUACCAGUGCUGUGCCUACGGGAGCUGCAGCGGCAUCUUCAGGGUGUCCAGCCAGUGGGAGGCAGAAGACAUGGCCCCUGAGGAGGAGGAUCCACACAAGAGGACCUUGGAAUUGUUCCCAGGUCACACUGACAACCACUAUGACCUGGAUGCAGAUGAUCUUCAGCUGGACCUUGAGGAGUCGAAGCUGCACCCCACUAUCCAGUGCACACCAAGCCCGGGUCCCUUCAAGCCCUGUGAUCACCUGUUUGAGAGCUGGAUCAUCCGCCUGGGAGUCUGGGUCAUCGUUCUGGUCUCGGUGCUCUGCAACGGGCUGGUCAUCCUGGCUGUCUUUGCUUCCCCCAGCUACCUCUCCCCGGUGAAGUUCCUCGUGGGCUCCAUCGCUGGGGCCAACAUGUUGACAGGCAUCUCCUGCAGCAUGCUGGCCCUCGUGGACACCCUCACCUACGGCCGCUUUGCCCGCUACGGCGCCAGAUGGGAGUCGGGUGCGGGCUGCAGGGUGACAGGGUUCCUGUCCGUGCUGGCCUCCCAGGCUGCCAUCUUCCUGCUGACCCUGGCUGCUGUGCAGUGCAGCCUCUCAGCCUCCUGCGUGCGGGGAUAUGGGAAGUCCCCGUCCCUAGGCAAGGUCAAGGCUGCCGCCGGUUGCUGCCUGUUGUUGUCCUCUGUGGCUGCCGUUCUGCCUCUCUUCUCCAUUGGGGAAUAUGGAGCCUCCCCUCUCUGCCUCCCAUACCCCAUCCCAGAGGGGAAACCCACCACCCUGGGCUUCACCGUGGCCUUGGUGAUGACAAACAUGCUCUGCUUCCUGACCAUCACCGGCACCUACAUCCGCCUCUACUGCAACCUGCUGAAAGGGGAGUUCAGCGCUGUCUGGGACUGCGCCAUGGUCAAGCAUGUGGCCUGGCUGAUCUUCACCAACUGCCUCCUCUACUGCCCAGUGGCCUUCCUCACCUUCUCCUCUACCCUCAAUCUCUUCCUUAUCACCCCAGAGGUCAUCAAAUCCGUCUUCCUUGUGGUCCUGCCCCUGCCUGCCUGCCUCAACCCCUUGCUCUACCUGCUCUUCAACCCCCACUUCAGAGAUGACUUCCGCCUGCUGAGGCAGAAGGGGCAGGACAAGGGCAGCUUCCCUCAGUCCUGCAGGGCUGAUGACAUGGAGAAAAGCUCCUAUGACUCCACCCAGGCUCUGGUGAACUUCUCCGACAUCGACCACAUGUGUGAGACACCUGAUUCUCUGGGAGUGCGCCCCAUCCUUGACAGCUACAGCUUCCCCUCCAUGACACUCAUCCCCUGCCAGCAAAGGGUGGGCACCAGGGGCAAGGAGAGGGGCUGCUCUGAGCAUUGCCCUUGCCUCAAUGACAGUGAGGUGCUGAUAACUUCAGAGAGCCGGGAUGUGUCUGGCAGCAGCCUCCGGAUAACCUUCUUCCCCUCCCCACCCACGCCGCCCUACACAUCUCACUUAUAA
This is a messenger RNA of Onychostruthus taczanowskii (white-rumped snowfinch), 2871 nucleotides long. RefSeq names its product leucine rich repeat containing G protein-coupled receptor 6 (gene LGR6). The record is from RefSeq and is a predicted model, not a curated record. Gene Ontology annotation, molecular function: protein binding; G protein-coupled receptor activity; protein-hormone receptor activity. The coding region runs from base 1 to 2871 and encodes 956 amino acids. Gene Ontology annotation, cellular component: membrane. NCBI's taxonomy places the organism in Eukaryota, Metazoa, Chordata, Aves, Passeriformes, Passeridae. Gene Ontology annotation, biological process: G protein-coupled receptor signaling pathway. The transcript has 18 exons.